Molecule: messenger RNA, 1552 nt
Organism: Hyla sarda
Lineage: Eukaryota; Metazoa; Chordata; Amphibia; Anura; Hylidae
Gene: UBALD1
Product: UBA like domain containing 1
Exons: 4
Coding region: 161-613 (150 amino acids)
Molecular function (GO): protein binding
Source: RefSeq, a predicted model, not a curated record
GCAAAGGGAUAAAACUACAUCUCCCAUCAUGCCGUGCUGGUGCCCGCCUCCUGGGGGGGCUGUACCCGGCUGAUGGGCAGAUGUACGGGAGGCAGUGAGUAAUCGUGAGCCGUGACUGUGUGGUGGCGGUGGCAUCGGUCGCGCUGCGACGCCCGUCGGGAUGUCCGGUGACAUUGAGCAGUUGAAGCAGCAGCUCCUGGUGUCGCAGUUUGUGCUGGCGGCCGGGUGCGCCACGGACCAGGCCGAGCAGCUGCUUAGGGCCGCGCACUGGCAGUAUGAGACCGCCCUUAGCGCCUUCUUCCAGGAGACCAACCACCCGUAUAUACCGCACCACCAGAUGAUGGGGACUCCAGCCAACACCCCGGCGACCCCUCCCAACUUUCCCGACGCCCUCACCAUGUUUUCCCGCCUGAAAGCCUCAGAAAGCGGAUACCUCACGUCCUUGGCCACGUCCCCACCACUCCACCAGGGCGGCAUCAGCAGCGGCCAUUUUCCCCAGGACCCCAGGGCCCAGCAGCAGCCGGGUAUGGGCAUAACCUUCCCCGGAGGGGCACAGCACGCCAACAACACUAGAGGAGCAGACGCCAACCCAGCGGCCGAAGCGGAGAGAUGAGGCGGUGCGGACUGACGGGUCACCGAGCAGGAGGCAGGAAUCGGGGGGCGCAUAGACUUUAAUCCGCCAUCUGAGACCUGCAGAGCAUUGCUUCGUAGAGGCAGCAGGGAUCUCACCAUAGCAAUACGGCAGCGGCGGCCAUCUUUGUUUCUGACACUUUUAUUACCUCACUCGCCUGCAGAGCAUCGCACUGCUCCAUCCACCGGCCUCCUUCCUUUACUAGAGAGAGACACUCUGCGGGGAUGUCAGCCAUACCUCAGACCGCAUCAUAUGCUGGGGCAGAGCAUCUCCGGGCGUCAGCCAUCUUUUCUCCAGGAGCUUACCACGUAGGGAUUUGUGUUUUCGUUUUUUUUUUUGGAUAAAGUCAUUUAACCCUUCGAUGUCAUUUAAUACGGACGUUCCUGUAGCGGUUUUAAAGAGUUGACGACAAAUAAAUAUUUUAAUCUUUUACACACUGUGGUGACCUGACGUCGCCCGGAUCUGUCAUAAAAACCCGGAGGAACUUGCCAAAAAAAUAUAUAUUUUGAAAAAUGAUCUGAAAAAAAGAUUUUUUAUAUCUUGCAUUAGUGGGCCAAAGCCUGAGGCUGCACUACUGAGAUAUUUCAUGUAUGAAUUUGCCAGACACAUCAAUCUAUGGUUGACCUGGUUCAGAAUAGAGAUGGUAUUGUGUGUGUAAUGUUGUGGGUUUCCAUGGCAACACAGUACAGGUGGGGACAGUAGUGCAGCCUCAGGCUUUUGGCCUGUAUCUUUGAUUAUACCUCAGUCUAGAACAGUGUUUCCCAACCAUGGUGCCUCCAGCUGUUUCAAAACUACAAAUCCCAACCUUUCCCCUGACAGCCGAUGGCUGACCGGGCAUGCUGGGAGUUGUAGUUUUGCAACUGUUUUACAGCAGCGCCCUGUUCAUGACUUGCUCACCUUCCCAUCUGUGCCCAUAACUGA